UAGGCAUGGAUGUGUCUGAGUCGAACUCGUCAAGAAGAAGAUGAUUAUGGGAUGAAGAAUAAAACUUUUUUGCUAAAUCCGCGGCUGAUGCAUGUCGUCCACCAUGGUCGAGUUUGAAGCAUGUUACACCUGCCGGUAUCGGCGAAUACAAUGCGACAGAUCCAGUAUUCCCUGCAGAAAAUGCGAAAAGGGCGGAUUUGAAUGUCACCAGAAACGGCCCAUCAGAUGGGUCAAGGGUGUCGCCAUUCGAGGCAAGAUGCAGGGUGUGUCGUACAGUCGCUUAGAUAGUCCUGCAGGGGGUGAGCAAGGCUUGAUCAAGUUAAGACGUGAAGGUCAACGAGACUUGCCUGCCGGCUUAGGGGACGUAUACGUUUCAAGCUUGGACCGAGUGUCGAAGUAUUAUCUCGACUAUUAUGAUGAUCGUAUAUGCAAGCUCUUCAUUGUCUAUGACAGUGACCACAAUCCAUUCAGGACUCUUAUCUCACUUGCCGUGAAGGAUUCACACCUGCUCAGUGCGGUUCUUGCUCUCGCAGCAAGGCACAGAGCAAAUGAAGGUCGGACCUUUAAUGGCACCGAAGCACCGAUCCCUUGGAUGGAUAAUGCUCAACAAGAUGCACUUGUCUUUAAACAUCAGGCGAUACAAGCCCUGUCGCAAAUUGUCGGUGAUCCAGAGUCUUGCAGAACAGAUUCAACUAUUGCGAGCAUUUUCCUUCUCAUCUUCCUCGAUCUGGUAGAGUCAGGGAACGAUCGGUGGAAUGCCCACCUGGAAGGCGCAAAGACUCUCUUGUCUUUGAGCAAGUCGUUGUCACAAGUCAACGAUCCCGGCCGGACAGUGCAGGAAAUACGGAGCUUUAUCACUAAACAGAUUUACCUAAUCGAGACGCUGGGUGGGACCUUUGUACGGCCGAAUCUACUAUCGCAAUUUCCUGCUGCGGAUGAAGUAGAAAUGGGUCCAGAUACAGUCGAACAGUCAUUCCUCGGCUGUCCGGAGCAGCUUCUCAACGCGGUUCAGCUUUUCUCUCUCCAACGAGAUCUUGCCAGUGCCGGACAAGUGUCUGACACCUGUAUCCGCAACAUUUCAUUCAUGAUGGAAUCCGUCCGCAGCUUUGAUACCCAUUCUUGGGCUGCAAAUCUCCCUCAAUCCACGAGGCAUGCUACCCACGAUCUUGCGACUCUUGCCGAGUGCUAUAAACUGGGUGCUGUCAUCUACGGGCAGAGAGUCCUAGAUAUGCUUCUUGAUCAAGACAAUUCUCAAGAAGAGGUAGUGCAAAACCUCUUUGCCACCAUCGAAGCACUCAAAGAGGACACCACAUUGUUCAAGUGCAUCCUGUGGCCCAUUUUCGUUGCUGGUCUUGAGUGUCGCUCCUCGAUCGAACGCGACUUUGUCACCCGAGCUUUGGAGAGGUUCUGGACGGUCACCCUGUGCUUGAACACCGUCAACGCUGGGAAGAUUCUGCAGUCAUACUGGCAGACUCAAAAGUGCAACGAGAACAGGCCCUCGAAUUGGGUACUAGGUAUAGGACAAUUAGGGGACUGGCUACUCAUUUGAUCAAGUUAAAUUUCAUACGACUGACAUUAAAGUUCUGCGACUGCAAACAGAUGACAAAGUCCACUAUAUUACAGAAUAACAUCAACCCGCCUGGUACAAUCCCAGAGCACGGAUAUGUGGAUUCAACAUGGUCAGGUUGUACGGUGUGACAAACAUAUUCGUGUCCGUGAGCGCAAUAAAAGCCGUGCCGUUCAGGGCUGGAUCCGUCUCAAAUACUUCACUCGCCGGCUGAUAGGUAUAUCCCCGAUUCUGUCCUGUUACCGUCAACUCGGUAUAGGUCAAGUUCAGCUGCGACAACCAAGCAACGAACGAGGGCUGGCCCGCCGUCGUGGAUGUGACGUAGCUGUUGUUCGGCCCCACCGCACGACCUGGCUCAUCCCAGGCAAGCUCGACUUUGCGUCCGGGGAAUGUGAGCGGAUCGUACUUGUCGCGACUAACGGCGG
This is a messenger RNA of Aspergillus novofumigatus IBT 16806, 1992 nucleotides long. Its product is annotated as Zn(II)2Cys6 transcription factor. Gene Ontology annotation, biological process: regulation of DNA-templated transcription. Gene Ontology annotation, molecular function: zinc ion binding; DNA-binding transcription factor activity, RNA polymerase II-specific. The record is from RefSeq and is a predicted model, not a curated record. Lineage: Eukaryota; Fungi; Ascomycota; Eurotiomycetes; Eurotiales; Aspergillaceae. The transcript is spliced from 4 exons. The coding region runs from base 104 to 1549 and encodes 481 amino acids.